GCCUACAUAUUUUCAUUUUUUUGCCUAAAAUUUUUAAAGCGCAAAUUAAACUUAAAAUGUAUCCGAUUUGGGCAAUGAAAGAUAUAUCUGCCUAUACUGUUUUAUUAUAUACUUUCAAGGUUUGGUUGGUUAAUGGAGGUAGGUUUUAAAUGAAGUAUAUUUUUAAAAUAUAAGAUAAUAAAAUUGAAUAAAGAAAUGGUUGAUGAACAAAGGAAACGAAUUGAAGAUCUUAUGACAAAAAUCAUUGAAGACAUAGACAUAACAUAUCUUCGAAAUAUGCAGGGGGAUAUGCAUAGAUGUGCAGCAAUAUGCUGCGAUAAUAAAACUUAUACUGUUCAAAAAGUAUACAAGUGUGUAGAAAAUUGUAGUGUUUUAUUAAAUAAAGCACAAAGAUAUGUUCAAAAUGAAUUUGAUAGAAUACAGAAUCGAUUACAAAGAUGUGUUAUGGAAUGCAAUGAUGAAAUUAAAGACAAAAUAGGAUCAAAUUUAGCUCAAAGUGAUAUAGAUAAAUUUAGUAAUGAAUUUGAAAAAUGUGCAACAACGUGCGUAGAUACUUGUUGCAAUGUUUUACCAACAUUUUUAAAUUCAAUAAAAAAUACUUUAGCUUCUGAAACAUUUGAUAAUUGA
Molecule: messenger RNA, 627 nt
Organism: Ceratosolen solmsi marchali
Lineage: Eukaryota; Metazoa; Arthropoda; Insecta; Hymenoptera; Agaonidae
Product: protein FAM136A
Exons: 3
Coding region: 196-627 (143 amino acids)
Cellular component (GO): cytoplasm
Source: RefSeq, a predicted model, not a curated record